Phytophthora sojae is the source of this 1608-nucleotide messenger RNA. RefSeq lists its product as hypothetical. Bases 1 to 1608 code for a protein of 535 amino acids. The record is from RefSeq and is a predicted model, not a curated record. Lineage: Eukaryota; Oomycota; Peronosporomycetes; Peronosporales; Peronosporaceae. The transcript has a single exon.
AUGGUAUCUGCAACUCGAGUUCUCGUCGCCUCCGCUGUUGCGCUGCUCGCCUUCACUCAUCCAGCCACCGCAUCAAAACCCUCACAGCUCCAAUCCUCAUUGAAGAAUGCUCCGUCCGUCACACUUCACGUCACUCUAAAGCGCAAGUCCAUGAAGCUGCACGGUCAGUCCGAGUUUAACGUGUACGCCACACCGGUCGUGUCCUCCAACGGCGCCAGUGUACUAUACGACAGCUACGCCACGUUCCUGGACGAGGACGAGGAGAUCACCUACACCCUCGUAGACGGCACCGCCUACCUGUCGACCAAAGUCGGUGAUGACGAAGAAACAGUCCGCUGCCUCCCGCCCAACACUCUCCCGUUCGACAAGAUUCUACCAGCGCUCAACGACGCCACCCCCAUUCCUAGUGCCUCCAUCGGCAAGGAAGCUGUCGAGUGUGCGAGCGGGAAACUGUUCAAGACGACGUUCUCCGGCGCCCACUACGCUAUCUGUUCGUCGGGUGAGUCUGGCUUCACUGCGGUCAGCAGCGACUUGGUCAUCAACGUCACGUAUCUCGACGGUCCGAUCACUGUCCCCCAGCCGGAGUUGACGGACGGAACGACUUCGUGUGAGCCCGUGGAGAAAGCCACGUCCAUGACGCCCACUGCAUUGGCGUUGGCUACUGGGGGAGAGCUUCCGUCUACUACGUCCAGGAAGCUGAAGGAGGCGGGGCACAUGGCCAUGAACUCGACCGAGUGCGGCGAGUGCUUGUCGACGCCUCGCCCGUGCAUCUUCCUUCACGGACUGGGCAACCCGAACCAGGAGCCGACACUGCAGGACACGCCCAAGCUAACCAAGAGGAAGUUUGGAGACAUUCACGGCCACGCGCCGUGCUGCUCCGAGAUCAAGUACGCGGUGCUGAACACCAACGACGCCGGCUGGAGGAACGAUACGUUGCAGCAGAAGUUCUGCGAUUUCUCGCUCGAAAUGAGCGCGACGAGCGACGUGGAGGCUGGGAUCAUCGACAACACUAUCGUUGUGACCCACUCCAUGGGUGGGCUGGUCAUGGCCGGAGCUCUUGCUAAGGGCAAGUGUAAGUUUAGUCCGACGACGUCGUGGGUGGCUCUGAGCGCCCCCAUGACUGGAAGUAUGGCUUCGGAUUACCUUAUGGACAUCUGCAAUGACGAAGGAGGGGACAACGUCGCUACCGGUUUGUUCGAGAUUUUGGGCCAGUGCCCCAUGCCAAAGUCCCGCAAGUCGACGAUCUACCAGGGUGAGAAGUACAGUACUCCAUCGAUUGAUGCAGCCUACGUCGCAGCCCAGGUAGCGUACCGUGGUAAUGUAUCGGCGGCCAUGUGCAGUAACAGCUUCUUGGGUCUCUUCUCGAGCUACCAGGCCGGAUGCAUCCUCGCAGGGACGAUUGUUCCGCACAAGUCCAAGAAGAACGACGGUCUGGUGGAGUUUCAGAGCUGCCUGGCUGGGCUUGACGAGUCCCUGUUCGGAACGCACUACUACGACCGGUUCUACAAGCCGCAGCUGAACCACGCAGACACGGCGUUCCUCAAUGGCGACGGUCUGCUUAAGGAUUCGCAGAAGCCCAUCAAGUGGUUCGAGUGUCUAGCGCUAUAG